Exophiala spinifera is the source of this 1554-nucleotide messenger RNA. RefSeq lists its product as uncharacterized. The transcript has 6 exons. Gene Ontology annotation, molecular function: transmembrane transporter activity. Gene Ontology annotation, cellular component: membrane. NCBI's taxonomy places the organism in Eukaryota, Fungi, Ascomycota, Eurotiomycetes, Chaetothyriales, Herpotrichiellaceae. The record is from RefSeq and is a predicted model, not a curated record. Bases 1 to 1554 code for a protein of 517 amino acids. Gene Ontology annotation, biological process: transmembrane transport.
AUGGCCGCCGAGAAAGAUCCCCAUAUGACCGCGGAGGAUGUCAUUGAACCGUCUGCUGAACGCGGUUCUAUUGAAAUUGCAGCCGAGGCAGCAGUGAAGGCAGUCAAAGCAGGACGUGCGAAAGAUGUCGACAUUGCUGCUCAGAUCAUUGCAGAGUAUGGUCCUGAAAUGGGAAGUCAGGGUUGGUCGCCCGAAGAAGAGAAGAAAUUGAUGCGAAAGGUUGACUGGAGGCUGAUUCCAAUUCUCUUUGUGUGCGCAACGCUCUCUGGCCUGGACAAAACAGCCAUCUCUGGAGCGGCUAUCUAUGGUCUAAAGGAGGACCUCAACCUACACGGCCAAGAUUAUUCCUGGUGUGGCUCGGCCCCGUUCUUCGGCGGUUUGGCAUUCAUGGGACCAGCAGCCUACUGCCUACAGAGACUACCGGCAGUGAAGUUCUUCGCGUUCAAUGUUUUCAUGUGGGGAGUCACAGCAAGCUGCAUGGCGGCAACGACAAGUUUCGGAGGGCUCUUCGUCUGCAGGUUCCUCUUAGGAGGCUUCGAGGCCCUCCUCAUUCCGGCAGUUACCCUGGUCGUCGCCAUGUGGUAUAAACCCGAGGAGCAACCCAAGAGGAACAGUAUUAUUCUCAACGUCAUUGCACCAAUCUUGAACGGCUUCAUCUCGUGGCUGGUGGGCUAUUAUAAAGGUCCUUUUGAGCCCUGGAAGAUCAUCUUUCUAGUUUUGGGGAUCUUUACCCUCUUGUGGUCUUUUGUCGUCUACUUCUUCUUGCCAAAUAACCCGUUGGAUGCUGACUGGCUCUCUGGGAGAGAAAAGUACAUCAUCAUCCAGCGCAAAGCUUCUGACAAUACUGGGGUUGAGUCAAAAGUGUUCAAGAAAGAGCAGGUUUUCGAAGCUGUCAUGGACAUUCGCACUUGGCUGAUCUGGUUCGCUAUUGUCGCACUGCAAGUCCCCAACGGCGGCCUCACCACGUUCAACACCCUGAUCAUCUCGGGAUUGGGAUUCGACUCUUUGCACACUUCGCUCCUGGCCAUGCCUCCUGGUGCCAUGUCGACUUUGUCAGGUAUCGCCUUGUCUUUCCUGGCUGCGACAACCAGGAAAUGGCGUACCGCCAUCAUUGCUGUCUCGAUCCUUUUGCCCCUGCUCGGGGCCGUUCUAUGUUACUCACUCCCCAGGACGAACUUGGCCGGACAACUUGUUGGACUAUAUAUCCUCUACACCUAUUGGGCGCCAUACGUGACGCUUGUGUCUGUGUACCAGGCCAACAUUGCAGGACAUACCAAGAAAACUGUUCUGUAUGCCUUCUAUUAUGUGGCUUGGGCGACAGGUAAUAUCAUCGGCCCCCAGACCUUUCGCGCAGAGCAGGCUCCGGCGUAUACCGGAGGCACGGUGGCUAUGAUUGUUUGCUACGUGGUUGCCAUUGUGUUGAUCGUGCUCUAUGGCUAUCUGUGCCACAGGAGCAAUCUUUCUCGGAAGGAGGAUAUCGAUCUCGCUAUGGGAGAUCAAGAUUGGCUUGAUAAGACAGACGGGGAAUUGAAAGGAUUCAAGUAUACCACUUGA